AACCGGAGGAACAGGAACCGGAUGUGGUAGAUGACGUUGCAACCGCCAGAAGUUACCUCUCUGCGCUGCGAGACUAGGUGAAAAUGGCGGACUGGUGGCCUAACGUGCAGUGGUUUUGCUGUACUUAAUGCAAGGGGAAUCAAACUGUGGAUGUCGUAGUUAGCCGUCGGACACGGAGGGGCCUGUUCACGGUUCAUCUGAAACACUUCCGGUCUCCAGACGAAGCUGCGCACCGAGAACCUCUGCAGACGAAGCUCCGUUCUCUUUCUUCUAGCUUACGGCAGUAAUUGAUUACGAAAGGACCGUACAACGUUACACAAAACUCUCACAUCUUCAAAGAUGCCUAACUGUCUAGUCACAGGGUUCAGGACCAAGCUAAACACAGCCUUGGAGUCCGUCUUGAGCACGGCUGUGUGUGAGAUAAUGUCGAUCUUUGAGAGCAGCUUACAUGACCAUCAAAUGGAGCUGGCGCAUAAAGGCGAGGAGGUGGCUCAUCUCAAAAUAAAGUUACAGACUGCAGAGAUCAAGCUGAAGGAAUAUGAGGUUGGAGCUGACAGAGAAGUGGAGAUAAAUGAAACUGAGACAAAUAUAAGAAAAUUAAAUCAAAGAGAGCCGGAGGCUGUUGGGAACCCCUGUGGACAAACUGCUGAUGCACCUGAGAUUGAUAUUGGAGUGCCUGACGACUGGUGUGCUCCCCUGGGCGAUGAGACCACGACCAAGCGAGAUGAUGUGUGUCCCAGUGUCAGACUACGCCAGGUGUUGAUUCCGCUGUGCCGGAUUCCAGUCAUCAAGCAAGAGGUGGUGAACACUGACCCCCCCCAGCAAGAACAUGGUCUCAGGAGAUCCGUGAGAGGUACCUCGAGUGAAAAGCACACUCAAACAAUAAUAUUACCAGUGUACAACCAAGAAACGCAACCUCAAUCACAGACAAGUGACAAGAAGAAAUUGCCUCAAGGUCUCAAACCGGACAAUCAUGACAAAACGGCCAGUGUGGGUGUGAGAAGAGGACGGAGACAAUUAAAGGAAAAAGGGCAAACAUGCACAGUGACGAGCAGCAGAGAGGAGAGAAAAAACACAACUGAGACCACAGAACAGGAGACGGUGGAAAAUGGUGCGAGGAUCUACACUUGCAAUCUCUGUAGCAAGACAUUUAAUACAGAAUUUGGCCAGCGUGUGCAUGCGCGAUCACACAUGUGCUGCAGAGGAUGCAGAAAAGUGUUCCCUUUUCCAUGUGAUAUGAAGUCUCAUAAAAGACUUUGCAAAAAACUCAAGAAAGUGUUGGCUAACGAAUCACAGCGCAGGAAACGUGAAAAACUCUUGUUGACUUCCAAGAAAGAUGGGUCCAACAAAAUGUACAGCUGUCCAUGCUGCAUGAAGAAGAGUUCUUCAAAAGGCAAGCUCAUGCAACACAUUCACAGUCAUACUAUUGAAAAACCGUUUGCUUGUAGUGUGUGCCAGAAGAAAUUCCAUGUUAAUGAUGUCCUCCAAAAACACAUGACAAAAAAACACCAGGACAAAAUGAAGCCAGCUGAGACAAAUGGAGACCUUGCAUGGACCAUGCCUCUAGAGGACAUCGAAGGGGAUUCAGUUUCUCCAAGCAAAGACUCAAGUAGCACUGUCAGCAGUAAUAAUGUUAAGAAAGGGCCCAGUCAAGGAUGGAAAACAAUGGGUGUACAGACGACUGAGGGUUACGCCUGCUUGAAGUGUAAGAAGUUAAUAUCUAACAAAUGGCUGUUGAUUGAACACUAUCGCAUCCACACAGGAGAGAGGCCCAUCAAAUGUAAGGGGUGUCCUGAAAGGUUCCGUUCCUGUCAACAAUUAUACUUGCACAAAAAAAAGUGCAGCUAUUAUAAGACAACAACCCAGAGCGCAGAGGGACAACCUUAACCCAAAGCUUCACCACCAAAGGAUGCCUCAGAAUCCACAUGAGAUAUUGUAAUUUGUGCUGGAACCAGUUGAUGUUGGGACUUAACUGAAUUCAAUAUUUAUAGGUGGCUUACAUUAAAGGGACAGUUGACCAAAAAAUGUAAAUUCACCUGUCUCCACACAACAAAACACUUUGUCCACCCCUCCUAAGGUAUAGUGGGGAGCAGAUAAUGAAUGAUUUUUUUUUAUUGUUUUCGGUGAACUAUCCCUUAAAGCUGUAAUUUGCUGUAAUUUUGAGGUGCAUCUUAAGUUGAUGUUAAUAUCGACAUAAGUAUCGUGUCACCAAGAUAUAGUUUUGAUGGCAAUUACAAAUGCUUUAUUGAAAAGUUCACCAAUGACAUCAAAACCGGUUUGUAUAUUGUUGGAUGAAACUUGACAGUAAACGUACUUUUAGGUUUUGAUGGAGACACAUUAUUGUUGUGGAUUGAAAGCAUUCAGAGAAUGUUGUAGAGGAAAUGUGUUUUUUUUUUUACAAAUUCAAAGAAUACCUUGUGAAAACCAAUAUUGCCUUAAAGCAGAUCUACACUACAUUAUUGGCUGCAAUGAUUGAGUACAUUUUUAAACCCCCACCUUUUUAGAAGCUGCAUGAAAUAUUGCUCCACCAUGUCUUUUUAUUUACUGUGAGUAAAUAUCAAGUCAUCUGUAUGUCUCUUUUUUUUUUUUUUAUAAGGGUUUUAGCAGAAUUUGAGAAACUACAUCACUGACUGAAUCUUUCACAUCAGAGUGAGAGAUGAUGUCCUUGAUUGUGGACUCUAUGUAACUAGUAAACUUAUCUCUUUCUUGUUACUCAACAGAUUCCAAAAAAUAUUUCACUGUUGUGGAUUCAGACUUUAGUUUGUCUUGAGAAACAACAUGGACACAAUUUCCCAUAAAGAGCCUUUGGUAUUAGAAUUUUUUUUUUUUACUGUGCUGGUAGUAGUAGUAGUUGUUGUUGUUGUUGUCUACCAAACCUAUUGAUCUAUGUUACAUGAAAAGGGUUAUAAUCAUCAUAGUGUUGCUACAUUAAUGUGUUGUCAACAUUACCCCAAUAAAACCCAUAUAUAUAUAUACGCUCACA
Molecule: messenger RNA, 2983 nt
Organism: Paralichthys olivaceus (Japanese flounder)
Lineage: Eukaryota; Metazoa; Chordata; Actinopteri; Pleuronectiformes; Paralichthyidae
Product: zinc finger protein 660-like
Biological process (GO): regulation of transcription by RNA polymerase II
Cellular component (GO): nucleoplasm
Molecular function (GO): RNA polymerase II cis-regulatory region sequence-specific DNA binding; DNA-binding transcription repressor activity, RNA polymerase II-specific
Source: RefSeq, a predicted model, not a curated record